GGCGGGAGAAAUUGGUAUUAAUUCCUAGUAAGAGGAAGAAAUUUGAACUUUGAAGCACCGCAAAAAUGGAGGCCAGCGAUGCAGACACUGAGAAAAUUCGUUUGGUGACGUUGGCCAUCGGAUGUGGCUUCGACGAACAAUCUGCUCACAAAUGCUUAGAUCGUCUCAUUCAUCUCUAUGGUGAAGAUGGACAAGAUUUUAUCACUGUGGAGCAUUGUGGUGAUGAUUUUCUUGCAAUGCUGGCUGAGUCGAUGCAAGAUACUGAAGAAUGGGAUGAUGUACAAGCUAUGGAAACUGAAACGUGUGGUGCUCUAAGCAGCAUGUUGGGAAAAGAAGUUCCUAUUCAUGAAGUUGACUAUGAAGACGAGGAGGUUCCAGGAAGUAGUGCUCAUGUGAUAGAAGAUUCUCCUAGAACUCAGACACAUCAGAACAUCCUGAUGGUAGAUUCUUCCAGUGAAGAUGAGGAUCCGAAGUUUGAAACUUUUGCAAACAGGAAUUCUAAGUCCUCACCACAUAUGGAUCUUCAUCAUAACAGCAGCUGUUGGACUUCCCCAAGAUCUGGGGAGUGUCGUAGCAGUGUCACUCACGAUUCAGGCUCAUCGUUAUUGCGGAAAAGGGCUAGGAGUUCCCCUGCCAUUCCUACAAAAGAAAGCUGUCCAUCGAGUGGAAAUGAGGGAAUGCUAAGUUACGAAGAAUUACAGGCUUUGGAUGAUUUUGAAUUAGCUAAUAUCGUCAUAUUUGGUAAUAGAUCGUUUCGUCCUUUGCAACACCAGGCAUGUAAAGCAUUUGUCCAAAAGCAAGACUGCUUUAUUCUCAUGCCAACAGGAGGGGGGAAAAGUCUGUGCUACCAGCUUCCCGCGACUCUACAACCAGGUGUGACCAUUGUCAUAUCCCCUCUGCUUUCUCUUAUUCAGGAUCAAAUAAUCACGCUGAAUCUCAAGUAUGGGGUACCUGCAACUUUUCUCAACUCUCAGCAAAGCCCUUCGCAAGCUGCAGCGAUCAUUCAAGAGCUUAGGAAAGCCAAACCCUCAUGUAAGCUCUUGUAUGUAACUCCAGAACGAGUUUCUGGAAAUGCAUCGUUUUAUGACGCUUUAAGAUGUAUGCAUCAACAGGGGCAGCUGGCGGGGUUUGUUGUUGAUGAAGCGCACUGCGUAAGCCAAUGGGGCCAUGAUUUCCGUCCAGAUUAUCGGAGAUUAGGAUGUCUUAAGCAGCACUUUUCAACUGUCCCUGUGAUGGCUUUAACUGCAACAGCAACUCAUUCUGUACGCAAGGACAUAUUAAGUGCAUUAAAAAUACCUCGUGCUCUUGUGUUGGAGACAAGUUUUGAUAGACCCAAUCUGAAAUAUAAAGUUAUUGCUAAGACCAAGGAACCACUCGAGCAGCUUGGCAAACUACUUAGGAAUGGGUUUGACAAUUCUUGUGGUAUAGUGUAUUGCCUUUCAAAGAAUGAAUGUGUGGAAGUGGCGAAGUUUUUGAAUGAGAAAUUUAAGAUCAAAUCAGUGCAUUACCAUGCUGGUUUAGCAGCUCGUCAAAGAGUUUCCAUUCAAACGAAAUGGCAUUCAGGAGAAGUACAAGUUGUCUGUGCUACAAUUGCCUUUGGAAUGGGAAUAGAUAAACCUGAUGUGCGUUUUGUUGUCCAUAAUACGAUGUCUAAAUCAAUUGAAAGCUAUUACCAAGAGUCUGGAAGGGCAGGGAGAGACAAUCUUCCUGCAGAGUGUAUUGCCUUGUAUCAGAAGAAGGAUUUCAGUCGAGUUGUUUGUAUGUUGCGAAAUGGACAAAGUUACAACAAGGACAGCUUUAAGAAAUCAAUGGCUCAAGCUAAAACAAUGCGGGAGUACUGUGAACUGAAGGACGAGUGCAGGAGAAAAACCUUGCUUCAGCAUUUUGGCGAAUCUUUUGAUCCAAAUGGUUGUAAAUAUGGUCCUAAUCCUUGUGAUAAUUGUGUGAAAAACCCUGCUUGAGAGUAAUGACAAGCCUUCAUUUUUGACCAAGACAAUAUAUGAUUUGAGAGAUUGUCUAUCCCACAAACUUUGUGCUGUAGCCAUGUGAUGCAGUUCUCGCUCGUACUGGAGUUGUUACAGAUGGUUCGAGCUCAGUUUUCACUAUGUAACCUGGACUUGGCUACAAGUAAUCGAGACCGAUAUCUAUCAACUUAUAUAGGUGCUAAGAUUGUGCAAUAGCCUGAGUUUUACCGAGUAUAAGUUAGAUAGAACUAUAGAAGUGUCAAGUGUUUAUACCCAUGGUAGAAUACCGAGUUAUAAACUGAAUUAUUUUAUGCAAAUUAGAAUCUCAUAUGAAGUGAUGCUGUAGCUGUACCAUACUUAGAAGUUGUGAUAAUCAUGUCAUUGCGAAUUGUCUUGUAAGUUUGUAAGUAUGUCGUAUAAUUUUCAUUUCAUCA
Molecule: messenger RNA, 2398 nt
Organism: Beta vulgaris subsp. vulgaris (sugar beet)
Lineage: Eukaryota; Viridiplantae; Streptophyta; Magnoliopsida; Caryophyllales; Amaranthaceae
Product: ATP-dependent DNA helicase Q-like 1
Exons: 10
Coding region: 66-1961 (631 amino acids)
Biological process (GO): double-strand break repair via homologous recombination
Cellular component (GO): nucleus; chromosome; cytoplasm
Molecular function (GO): ATP binding; four-way junction helicase activity; 3'-5' DNA helicase activity
Source: RefSeq, a predicted model, not a curated record